GUAGGUGAAGGAGAGAGGAGAGGAAUGACGAAUGGUAAUACUGUGUGGAUAGAGAUGGUAAACCACCAGAGUUGGGGGCAUGGAUGUCAGGGCCUCGAGGCAGUGGUUCAGGGAUGGGGGAGGGGGUGUCGAGUGAUGAUGGGCACCUGUCCAGCAGCAGGACCAAGGGAGGGGGCGCUCAGAGAAGCGAUUUAGUAAAUUCUAGGGGCUUUUCUCUUAUACCAGAGCAGAGGCGAGAUUGGGGGAGGUCAUUACAGAUUCUGGUAGGAGAGAUCUCUAUGGCUGUGCGUGUAGAGGUCUCUCCCUGCGUCCCUGCCUCUUCAUAUUCUUCCGUGUGCAUUCUCAGCUGACACCUUUUUUUUUUUCUCAGAACUGUGGAUGCUCCCAUUUCCCUAACCCUGGGGCAGGAUGUGGGGACGUGGCGCAGCCUUGGCAGCCCUGGGGUGGGGGCCGAGGCUCCAUCAUCCAGCUCUAAUAUGGAGGGGCACUGUGCAUCCUCUCCCCCAUUCUGCCACAACUCUCUCCCCACCCUGAGGAGAUUUUGAUAAGUGACUACUUCUUAAUGACCUUGUCACCUGGGCUAGGGUGGACUGGGGGUCAGGGAGGUUCCCAAAGUCAGGUUUCAAUGGCGGGGAGGGGCUUCCGGACCCUCCUCUUAUCCAGGACUAGGUGAGUGGACUUCAAAGGGAAGCUUUUGCUCAGGAGUUCCCCCGCCCCUCUCCAUCCUCUGCAGAAUCUCUCCUGGGCACAUUUUUUUCCGGUCAGGUGAAGCCAGGCAGCCUUAAAGGGCCACGUUACCCUGAAUUUUGUCCCUUUUAACCUCUACCUCUCCAAAUCUUACCUCUCUCCCAGAGGCUUAGCCACCCUGUGCUGCUUUGGGGGCUAAAAAUAGCACUACUUCCUCACCAGCUCAUGGAAUUUGUCUUCUUUCUCUCCCUCCUGACCUCUUGGGGUUGUUGGCCCUGGAGGAACUGACUGCUGAGCCAUCAUACCCUGCUGUGGCUCUGGAGGCCUCCUGUACCCUACAUGUCCUCUCAGGGGUACACACAUAGGGUAUGGCUCCUGUUGGGUCCAUCUGCCUCCCUUCAGGGUUUUGUUUGGGGAAGAAUGGAAGUAGAAAGGAGAGGAAAGCAAAUUGUGAGGCACUGAGGGGAUUCCAGGAAACCCUGGUGGCUUAGUGAAGAGCCACGGCUGCUAAUCAAGAGGCUGGCAGUUCGAAUCCACCAGGUACUCCUUGGAAACCCUGUGGGGCAGUUUUACUACUAAGUCGGAAUUGACUCGAUGGCAGUGGGUUUGGUUUUUUGGUUUUGGAGGGGAUUCCACAGUUCCCUCUGUUUCAUGGGGGAAACCAUGAAGAAAAGAAGGUGACAUGGGAGUCACUGCUUCUGGUCACCAUGGUCCAUUGCCCACGUCUGCACUGAGGGGGCAAGGCUUUGCUUGUCAGUGCCUCUCUGAAGCAUAUAGUGCUACCUACUAUCUGCUACCAGGGCUACUGUGUGUGUGUGUGUGUGUGUGUGUGUGUGUGCUUGUUUGUGUGUGUGAGAGAGAGACACACAUUUAAUGAAGGCCCAGGAUGGGUAGGAGCAGAAGGAAGCAGGAUAUUUUUAGGGGAAUGAUCUCUGAUCAGAAUCUAGUCCUGCUUCCUCUGCCUCUAUGAAGAAAGGGGGUUCUCCUAUGCUCCACUCUGGAGAACGUGUGUUUUGGGGGGGAGGCCCACAGCCCCCUUCAUUCCACACCAGCCUCCUACGCAAUGCGGUAUUUGUGGACUCCUUUUCCUUUGACUUCUGGAAGAGAAGCAGAAAGAAUUAGGAGGGAUUAAGAAGGGAGGCCCUGGAGGAAUGGGGUGCGACUACAGACCUUAGACCUUUAUAUUGUAAACUUAUGAGUUUGAUCAGUCAUUUCCAUUCCCACCCCCACCAGUGAAAGGAGGUCCAUGUUUGAUGUCUUGAAAGAAGAUGGCAGCAGUCAGUUAUUACAUUUUCCUCAGCUUUUGAUCUCCCCUCUCCUCCAUUCUACUCAGGUUCCAGGUCUCCCUUCUUUUGGGUCUUCCCUUGUUUUUCUGGAGGGAGAUAAUAUGGGCCCUACUGCUGGAAUUAAUUUGAACACAGGCUGAGAGGUCUUGGGACUCUCUGUUUUGGAGUAAUAUUGGACAAUAACAUUCAAGUAUGACCACUUGGUGUGCCUUGCUGCUUCCUGUUUCCGUCAUAUCUUUCAAUCUAAUAGAAAGAAAUGAAGCUAAUAUUUAUAGAAUAUCUACUGUGAGAUCAAAUCCUCACACCAACUCUGGGAAAUAGGGUAUUGACCCUUAGGGAGGUUAAGUAACCUGCCCAAGAUCAGUUAGUAAGUGGCAGAGCUGGGAUUUCAACUUAGAUCAUCUGUCAUGUGCUUUGCACUGAACCUGGCUUUGUCCUUGCUAGUGUGUCUUUCUGCUGCUCACCCUAAAGAGGAUCCAGAGAUAGCUUUUGUUUGGGGGAUUUGUGAGGGAGUAUAGGUCAUCUCGGAAACCCUGGCGGCUUAGUGGUUAAGUGCUAUGGCUGCUCAUCAAAGGAUCAGCAGUUCGAAUCCGCCGGGCGCUCCUUAGAAACUCUAUGGGGCAGUUCUACUCUGUCCUGUAGGGUCGCUAUGAGCCGGAAUCGACUCGAUGGCACUGGGUUUUAGUUUUGGAUAGGUCAUCUCACCGUAUUACUAUCACCAUAAAGAGUAAUAGCUAAUAUUUAUUGAUCAUUUUUUAUGUGCCAGGUACUAUGAUAAGGAACUUAUCCACAUUAUCUCAUUUAAUCCUUACUUCCCCUUUUCAAAUAAGAGGAAACUGAGGAGUGGAUGGUCAGAAACUUGCUCAUAGUCGCUCAUCUAGUCAGCGCUAAAGCAGGAAGUCAAACUCAAAUCUGCCUGGCUCUGGAAGUUGAGCUUUUGUUCACCAGGCUAUGUUGACAGAAAACCCCUUCUUGUGGGGCCUAUAAUCAUGAAACCUGAUGGAAGGACUGUGGAAGUCCAUCUUCAGAUGCCAUCCAUGACUGAAGGCAACAGGUUGGAGGACUUGGUCCUCCUUCUACCCAUUCACCCCAAGCUCCACCCCCAAUAAGGAACUAGACUAGAGUAAGGAAUCCUGGUUUCUUAUAUUUCCUGUUUUGUUUUUCGCAGGUUGGUAGUAAAGCAAGGGGUCUGAACUUGAUGUGGGGCAGGGUGUCUGGGGAAGGGCUCUGGGUAGGUGACUCCUGAGCAGGUUCCAUGGGCCUGGCCUCUAUAUUGACUUUCACUACUUUAUGCUUCACAACUUCCUUUUUCUCCCUCUUAUUUUUUUCUAGGUCUCUAGAAGCUCCUGGAGAAAAAGUGGGCAGCCCAUCUUGAGUUAUCCUGGCUCCUCAGCUUAGGCCCACCAACCUGGCUCCCCCUCCCCUUCCUUUCCCCCCUUACCCCUCUCUCUUCCCCAUCCACCCAACUGAACUAGGUGUGGGCCAAGGCUCCUCUCCCUCCUUCUUUCUCCUCUUACACACCCACUGACCAAGUCCUAUUUCCUUUUAUUCUGUGCCCAAAGAUACUUGAGCACACUUCCUCUAAAUAGCUGUGGGGAAGGGUCCUUCUGACUCCACGAGUUCUUGAGCAAAAGGCUGAAUAAGGAGCAAGGGUUGGGGGAGUCUGGUGGUAUCCCCAAAGCCCCAUCAUGGAAGAGGGCUUCCGAGACCGGGCAGCUUUCAUCCGUGGGGCAAAAGACAUUGCCAAGGAAGUUAAGAAGCAUGCAACCAAGAAGGUGGUGAAGGGCCUGGACAGAGUCCAGGACGAAUAUUCUCGUAGAUCCUACUCCCGCUUUGAAGAGGAUGAUGAUGACGAUGACUACCCUGCUCCUGCUGAUGGCUACUACCGUGGGGAAGUGACCCAGGAUGAGGAGGAAGGUGGCGCAUCCAGCGAUGCCACUGAGGGCCAUGAUGAGGAUGAUGAGAUCUACGAGGGGGAAUAUCAGGGCAUCCCCCGGGCAGAGUCUGGGGGCAAAGGCGAGCGGAUGGCAGAUGGGGCACCCCUGGCUGGAGUGAGGGGGGGUGUGGGUGAUGGGGAGGGUCCCCCUGGAGGCCGGGGGGAGGCACAGCUGCGGAAAGAGCGGGAAGAACUGGCUCAGCAGUAUGAGGCCAUCCUACGGGAGUGUGGCCAUGGCCGCUUCCAGUGGACACUUUAUUUCGUGCUUGGUCUGGCGCUGAUGGCCGACGGUGUCGAGGUCUUCGUGGUGGGCUUCGUGCUGCCCAGUGCUGAGAAGGACAUGUGCCUGUCUGACUCCAACAAGGGCAUGCUGGGCCUCAUCGUCUACCUGGGCAUGAUGGUGGGAGCCUUCCUCUGGGGGGGUCUGGCUGACCGACUAGGUCGGAGACAGUGUCUACUCAUCUCUCUCUCAGUCAACAGCGUCUUCGCAUUUUUCUCAUCUUUCGUCCAAGGUUAUGGCACUUUCCUCUUCUGCCGCCUCCUUUCUGGUGUUGGGAUUGGAGGGUCCAUCCCCAUUGUAUUCUCCUAUUUCUCGGAGUUUCUGGCGCAGGAGAAACGUGGGGAGCACUUGAGCUGGCUCUGCAUGUUUUGGAUGAUUGGUGGAGUGUACGCAGCUGCUAUGGCCUGGGCCAUCAUCCCCCACUAUGGGUGGAGUUUUCAGAUGGGUUCUGCUUACCAGUUCCACAGCUGGAGGGUCUUUGUCCUCGUCUGCGCCUUUCCAUCUGUGUUUGCCAUUGGGGCUCUGACAACGCAGCCUGAGAGCCCCCGCUUCUUCCUGGAGAAUGGGAAGCAUGAUGAGGCCUGGAUGGUGCUGAAGCAAGUCCAUGACACCAACAUGCGAGCCAAGGGGCAUCCUGAGCGAGUGUUCUCAGUAACCCACAUUAAGACAAUUCAUCAGGAGGACGAGUUGAUUGAGAUCCAGUCAGACACAGGGACCUGGUACCAGCGCUGGGGAGUCCGAGCCUUGAGUCUUGGGGGGCAGGUUUGGGGGAAUUUCCUGUCCUGUUUUGGUCCAGAAUACCGACGCAUCACCCUGAUGAUGAUGGGUGUGUGGUUCACCAUGUCAUUCAGCUACUAUGGCCUGACCGUCUGGUUUCCUGACAUGAUCCGCCACCUCCAGGCAGUAGACUAUGCAGCCCGCACCAAAGUGUUUGCUGGGGAGCGUGUGGAACAUGUGACUUUUAACUUCACACUGGAGAAUCAGAUCCACCGAGGGGGGCAGUACUUCAAUGACAAGUUCAUUGGGCUGCGCCUGAAGUCAGUGUCCUUUGAGGAUUCCUUAUUUGAGGAGUGUUAUUUCGAGGAUGUCACAUCCAGCAACACGUUUUUCCGGAAUUGUACAUUCAUCAACACUGUGUUCUAUAACACUGACCUGUUUGAAUACAAGUUUGUGAACAGCCGUUUGGUGAACAGCACAUUCCUGCACAACAAGGAGGGCUGCCCGCUAGAUGUAACAGGGACGGGUGAAGGGGCCUACAUGGUGUACUUCGUCAGCUUCUUGGGGACGCUGGCUGUGCUUCCUGGGAAUAUCGUGUCUGCCCUACUCAUGGACAAGAUUGGCAGACUCCGCAUGCUCGCUGGCUCCAGCGUGAUGUCCUGCGUCUCCUGCUUCUUCCUGUCUUUUGGGAACAGCGAGUCAGCCAUGAUUGCUCUGCUCUGCCUUUUUGGGGGUGUCAGCAUUGCAUCCUGGAACGCGCUGGACGUGUUGACUGUUGAACUCUACCCCUCGGACAAGAGGACCACAGCCUUCGGUUUCCUGAACGCCCUGUGCAAGCUGGCAGCUGUGCUGGGGAUCAGCAUCUUCACAUCCUUUGUGGGAAUCACCAAGGCUGCCCCCAUCCUCUUUGCUUCGGCUGCUCUUGCCCUCGGCAGUUCUCUGGCGCUGAAGCUGCCCGAGACCCGGGGGCAGGUGCUGCAGUGAAAGGAUCUCUGGGGCUUCGGGGGUGGCAGGCACACUGUGAGACCAACACCUCCUUCUUCCCCGUCCCUGACCUGCCAUCCUGGCUCCCAGAGCCCUCACCACCCACUCCUCAUCCCGUGUUUAGUGUCUUAGCUGUGUGUUUAUGUGUGCGUGUGCAUGUGUGUGACGCCCAUGGGCAGGGACUACAGGGAAGGCUCCUUCAUCCCAGUAUUGGGAUGCUCUACUCCUCACCCUUGACUUUGCACAAGAGAAGGCUUAGCCCAGCCCUUCUCUCCCAGUGUUAGUGAGGGGCCCUUGCUCUUCCCUGCUCCAGGGGCUCCAGAAAAGGCUUCCUGCCUUCUCCCUCAUUUCCUCUGUCUAGGCCCUGGAGAAACCACGGGACAUGUGGUCAUGCUGGGAACUGGGGCUUAGGCAUAAUCAUGGACCAAAUGAACUUCUUAGAGUUGGAAGGGCCUUGGGUGCCCUCUCACUCCUCCCAUUGGAUGCUGGGGGAGUAGCAAUAAACCUCAGCCCCCUGGCCUCCACUUCCCCAGCAAUUUGGGCUACAAAUAUGAAGCCUAAAUUUUAUGAUGUUAGCUUUCUGAUUCUUAUUUAUAUAUUAUGUUCUGAGGCAACUCAGCAGGACUGUGUGUGUGUGAAUGCAUGUAUGCGUGUGUAUGUGCCAUGGGGAGGGGGUGUCACUAUGCUGUCCUAAAAUCUAAGCCAAGGGUACUUUCAGCGGACACACACACAACCCUGCCUCCCACAGUACCUCCCCUAAUCUUGUUUCUGUGUUGGGCCUGGGAGGGACUGGAUAAGCCUGUCUGGAUAACAGUCCCACAGUCUAGGGAGACCUGAGGGCACGACAAGGUCCAACUCUUCCCCUCUGCUCAAGAAACACAGGCCUCUUCUGAAGUGAGAGGCUCUACCCACUUUAGCACAGGUGGGAACAGCACAGCUGCCCUCUCACCCCCCAACCUGUCCCCUCACAGUCCCGGGAGCAGGGGAGGAAAAGAAACCAGGCCUAAGGUCAAAGCAGCAGAUCAAAAAGCACAAGGGGCUGGGGCAGGGGCAGGAAGCAUGGGCCCUCUCGGCACCUCUAAAAGUGGGGAGAGGUUGGGCAGUAAGUGACGGACCCCUAAUGCAGGGACCAGAAGCCUCAGUUUUCCCAUCUCACCCUUCCAUACAAUAGCUCCUGUAGGUUAAGCUGCCCCAGUUCCACUGUACUCUGUGUGGCUGCUUUCUCUGGUGCCCUCCUCACCGUAGCUGUGAUGUGUUGUAGUUUUUAGCUGUUUGUAAACUGUUAACAAAAAGUCAAAACAACAAAAAAAAGAAAAUCCAAAUUCACCCUCCUGAUGCUGCGUCUGGUGCCCUGCCCUGUGGUUACUCUCCCCAUUUUGUAACACUGAACCAGGUGGUGCCUGUUUAACUCUUUGGUGUCUGUGCUCAAAGGACUGCCUUCUCCAGUGCCCAGUGUACGAGUGUGUGCCCUCUUCCCUCCCCCUUCACUUGCUGGACGCAGCCCUCUCCCUUGCACCCCCUGGAGGGACCCAUCCUUCUCCCUUGCUCUUCUGGGGAAUCCUAAACCCAACUCUGUUGAUGUCAAAAAUGAAAUGAAAAAAUGAUGAAAAUAAAAAGGAAACAAAAGUCAAACAAUGGCUGUGUCUGCUUCUUUGCCGCUCCACCCACAUUCAACUCUUUUCUGCUCCCUGACAGUCCUGGGAGGGGAAGAUAAACCUGUUGCCACAAAGUCGAUUCUGACUCACAGCAACCCUAUAGGACAGAGAACUGCCCCAAAGGGUUUCCAAGGAGUGGCUGGU
Loxodonta africana (African savanna elephant) is the source of this 7689-nucleotide messenger RNA. It is a transcript of the gene SV2A, whose product is annotated as synaptic vesicle glycoprotein 2A. Gene Ontology annotation, molecular function: transmembrane transporter activity. Gene Ontology annotation, biological process: transmembrane transport; chemical synaptic transmission. Bases 3662 to 5890 code for a protein of 742 amino acids. NCBI's taxonomy places the organism in Eukaryota, Metazoa, Chordata, Mammalia, Proboscidea, Elephantidae. The transcript is spliced from 12 exons. Gene Ontology annotation, cellular component: synaptic vesicle membrane; neuron projection. The record is from RefSeq and is a predicted model, not a curated record.